Phycodurus eques (leafy seadragon) is the source of this 2949-nucleotide messenger RNA. RefSeq names its product TBC1 domain family, member 5 (gene tbc1d5). NCBI's taxonomy places the organism in Eukaryota, Metazoa, Chordata, Actinopteri, Syngnathiformes, Syngnathidae. Gene Ontology annotation, biological process: activation of GTPase activity. The coding region runs from base 206 to 2797 and encodes 863 amino acids. Gene Ontology annotation, molecular function: GTPase activator activity. The transcript has 23 exons. The record is from RefSeq and is a predicted model, not a curated record.
CUGGUCUCCCUGCACAUCCUGAUUUAGCCGCAACUGUUUACAAAGCUUCAUCUCUUCCAAACAGCCGAAUUCGGAGUCCUGUGUGAACAGAACACCGUCAGAGACAUGCUUGCGUACGGACCAGCCUCCGUCUGUUAACACUUGGACGCAUCCUCUUCUUCUGAGUCUUGGCUGAGAGGACUUGCGAGGCUGUGAUUAUUGGGCCAUGCAGCACCCCAACUUCGAGACACCCCACCCGCUCCAGGCUGACGAGCAGCAGGAAACGGGCUUUGACCCGCUCAACAAUAUCAACAAGAACCGCAGCAGAGGCUCUCUUGACAGCAGCACUCACUCACCGUCAACCUUCCUCCCAUACAGGAAAGAAUGGGACGACUUGUUCCUCAACAGUAAUUACUUGGCCAGGAUCCGGCAGGCAGGCGUCAGCGGUAGACUGAGGAGCAGUCGCUUUCGGAGCAUAUGCUGGAAGUUGUAUCUGGAGGCUCUUCCAGAGGACAAGAGUCAGUGGAUCAACAAGACCAAGGAGCUCCGUGGCCAGUAUGAGAAGAUCAAAGAAACACACAUCACCAACCCUCGCAAGGCUGCGGGCCAACAGGAUUUGGUGGUCAACAACCCGCUGUCCCAGGACGAGGGGAGCCUGUGGAACAAGUUCUUCCAGGAUAAAGAGCUGAAGGGAAUGAUAAAACAAGAUGUAUUGAGAACGUUUCCUGAGAUUCGUUACUUCCAGGAUGGGGAUGUGCGGACCAAGCUGACAGACAUUCUCUUCUGCUAUGCCAGAGAAAAUGAACAGUUACUUUAUAAGCAGGGGAUGCACGAAUUGCUGGCUCCCAUCGUGUUCGUGCUUCACUGCGACCAUCAAGCCUUCCAACAUGCCAGUGAGACGGCGAGCCCCAGUGAGGAGAUGAAAUGUUUGUUGAAUCCGCUGUACCUUGAGCAUGAUGCCUAUGCACUCUUCUCUCUACUGAUGGAAACGGCAGAGCCGUGGUUCUCCUGCUAUGAGAGAGAAGUGAGGAGGGGUAAAGAAGAAAUGCUUACCAGCAUCCCUUUUGCUCGGCCCCAGGACUCGGGGCCAUCUGUUGCCAUAGUUACCAAAGUCAACCGCAUCCAAGAUCAGCUGGUGAAGAAGCACGACGUGGAGCUGCACAUGCAUCUCAACCGGCUGGAAAUCGCCCCACAAAUCUACGGAAUCCGCUGGGUGCGUUUGCUGUUCGGUCGUGAAUUUCCGCUUCAGGAUCUGCUGGUGGUUUGGGACGCUCUAUUUGCUGACAGCAUCACCCUGGAUCUGGUGGAUUAUGUCUUUGUCGCCAUGCUGCUCUACAUCCGAGACGCUUUGAUUGCGAGCAACUUCCAGACUUGCCUCGGCCUCCUGAUGCACUACCCUCCACUCGGAGACAUCAACUCUCUGCUCCAGAAAGCUCUCUUUCUCCGAGAUCCCAGAAGCCAUCCUCGACCUGUCAACUACCAGUUCCAGCAGAACCUGGAUUACUACAAAACGAGGGGAGCCGACCUGAUGAAUAAGACACGUUCGAGCACAAAAGCAUCCCCCCUCAACAUCAACAAAGUGUCCAGCAGUCUGCUGAACUUCGGCAGGAAGCUCAUCGCUCCGACCGUAUCGGCAGGCACCAGCACCGUGUCGCCCGUCAGCGGGGAGGUGCACUCCCCGUCAUAUUCGUCCACUUCCCCCACCUCGACCUCAGCGCCCGCCUUGCAGCACCCGCUCGCCGAGCCUCCGACGAGCCAGGCGCCGCCGCAGACCCAGAGCCACGCCCACUACCGGCUGCUGAAGUCUGAGAGCAUGCCUGUCCACCUCGGCAAAGAUGCAGUUUCAGGUGGAGCUUCUCAGGUCCCGACGCAGACUGACACUCAAGGCCAAAGCUCCAGGAGGCUCAGCUCCUCUCCCAGCAUUGAAAACCUCUCCGCUGGCUUUGGUCAGUCCUCCGCCUCGCCACCCCUGCCGCUCUCCAGGGGAGGCAGCGAUGUGAGCACCUCGUCGCCACCCCUCCCGGCCCCCAAGAAAGAGUUGUUUUUCCACAUCGCUCGCUCGCGUUCCCACAGCAAGACCAUGUCCAGGAAGGAGACGGAGGAGGACUUGGAGGCUCAGGUGUCGUUCUUGCAGGGACAGAUCAACGACCUGGAGGCCAUGAGCAAAUAUUGUGCUAAGAUGAUGAACAGCCACAUCUGUAAAAUUCAGGAAGUGAUUUUGCAAGACCACUUGGAGAAAGAGGAUGAGGUGCUUGUUUCACUGGCGGGGCUCAAACAGAUCAAGGACAUCCUCAAGGGGGCACUGCGCUUCAACCAGAGCCAGUUGGAGGCUGAGGAGAACGAGGUGAUCAACAUUGCGGACAACCACUACACCUCAGCGGUGGAACCCGCCCUCGGCGGUCCCGGCAGUCACCGCGGCAAUCAGCCAGCGCAAGGCGGCAGCGUCUGCAGGCGAAGGCGAGGCCCAGAUGGAGACGGGAGCAAGAUGGCAGAGGAGCAGGAGGAGGAGCAGACGAUGACGCCGCACGAGGUGCAGUCUUCCACGGGCUCAGAAGCUAAGAGCUGGGAUGACUACAUCCUCGUACCCCAGGAAGGAGACCUGCAGAGCGCGGGCGCAGAUGGAGGCAGGGCCGGAUCGGAGCCCACCCCUCCCGUCAGGCGAGGCCGCGGCUUGGUCCGCAUGGAGCCCGAAGGAGCCGCCGGGACCUUUGACGACCCCCUGACGGGAGCCGGCGCCUCGGGCUCUUCCAGCCCGGAUGAAGGCUCCACCAACAGCAAGGACUCUGACUUCACCAUCGUCAACCCCAGUGAUUUUUGAACAAGUAAACCACUCCUCGGGGACCUUUUGAGAAGCUGCUAUCCUUUUAAAAGCUGUACAUGAUGACUGUGACACAGAGGGGCGGCCAUUCCCAUAUUCCCUAAAGUACUGUCUAAGCCCAUGUAGAAUAAAGGUGGCACCUUGCCUUAGAA